CUGAGUCAUUCUCUCGCGGACAACGGAACGAAUCGGAUCGUGUAACCCUUGACGAGUAGUAAAUCUUGUAAAAUUUUCACCAAAGGGAAAAAGAGAGAGUUACAUAUAGUGUGCUCGGUUGGACAGUCUGUGCAUUAUUUUCCCACUGCGUAAUGUGAUGAAUAAUCAUCAGGAAUCGUCCGAACAUUCGAUUUUCCUCGUGAAAAACUAAUAGAAAAAAGCCCCAUACGGUUUUCUGGGGACUUCGACGUUUUCGUGUGAUUUUUUUAGUUUUUAGUCCUUGAGUUUGAGUUUUGGAUCGAACUUCAAAAGCAUGAUGUGCAAUUUUUCCUUCGUGAAAAUUGUAGCAAUGUAAAAUUACGAAUAACAGAAGAUAAGUGCCAUAUCCUGGAAUCCUCUUUUUUCGGUCGGCUACCAGUAUGUUUUAUAAGGCGGACAGCGGUGUUGAUUUCCGUCGAUUUCGGUUGUGCUGUGGCUAGACUUGGGACUGAAACUGGCCGGGAAGUGGACGGACCAGAAAACAUUAGUCAAGUGCUCGACAAAAAGUGAACUCAGCUGGCACAGCUGGCAAAAUUAAGGGAAAAUGCGAAAGUGUCGUCGUUAUUAAUUCUUGAAGCCAUCAGUGAAGAGAAGGCUUAUGGAAGCAGUUGGGUAUUAAUACGAACUUCUAGGAGAAGGGAUCUACGGCUCAGUGUGAAAGAGGAAGAAUAUCUUAGUGAAGGACUGCAAAAAGUUUUACAGAAUAUUAAAAAUACAUCGUUCGAUAGGAUGCAAGAAGAAAAUCCCGAAGCCAGAAGUGACGGGAAAGUUAAUCAAAUCGAUCAGUUCGUCGUACACCAAUUUUCCAUUGUGUGACCGCUAGUUGUGUUUGUGGGAAAAUAUGGUAUAGUGUGGCUCGAAGAGGUUACCAACACUCGCGUUGAGGGGUUUUCGCGUAUUGCUCUGUUAUUGGCGAAAAUCCGAAGAAAACAGCUCACCAAGCAGUGUAGUGUGAAAGCCGUAAACGCAGAAAGAACACAUAUUGCAGAGACACAAAGAUACGAAAUAAUUAACGGGAUAAAAUAAUUGGCAAGCCUACGCAUAAUCGGAGAAGUGAAUUCUUCUAACAAUUAGUGCUUUUCACAACAAAAUAUGGUCAGUUCAACCAUCACGCUUGAUAAGAAAUCAUCGUCAUCAUCCUCAUCGGCAGCAGCAGCAGCAGCUUUGGCACAGGCUUCCGCUGAGCAAAACAGCAACAGCAUUAUCUCAAUACCGCUAAACGCUACAUCAAGCAGCACCAACGGCACCACCUUCAACGAUUCGGCAUCGUCUGCAGCUUCUUCUUCAGCUUUAGGUCUAAGUGAGCAAAAGAUUUCCAUACUCUUUCCAAAAUGCAAACCCAGAGUAGCUGAGCAGCACUAUCAAGCACCGAGUGGUAUUCUGGGCAGUAACAAUAACAACAGCAACAUCAACAGAAAUAGCAUGAGCACAAUUACCAGCAACAGCAAAUCGGACAUUACAGGCACAUCUUCGUCGUUAACCACGCCCACUUCGCUUACGUCUUCUUCCUUUACCUUGAAUAGCACAUCUUACGGAAUGGAUAAUAGUGCGUAUCGCGGCAAUGGCGGGUCCGGAGCUGCAUAUGAUUUAUUAGGUAGUAGACAAGAACUUAGCUCAAGAUUGAAUAAUAACCAAUAUGAGAGCAGUCGCUCCACCAGUCGGCAUGCAAGCUCGGUGGAUAAGUACAGCUUCUACUACAAUAGUCAACCCCCUCCACUGUCGACGUCUCCAACGGAGAACAAUGCUAAUACAGCAGGCAACAGCAGUCACUUCCUUCCAUCCGAUGAUGAAGAUGAUGAAACCGAUCUGCGGAAGGACAGUUACACGCGACAUAACUAUUACACCGGUCGCCAAUCGCACUACUACAAUCUUCCAAAGCAGGACCCUGGAACGCCCAGUAGCAAUUCGCGGUACCACUGGGAUCUGUCGUCCAGCAGUGCCCUUUCGUAUUCAACACCCAUCUCGUCCACCGUGACGUCCAAUAUGGGUGGAAGUGGAGGGAAACGUCCUUCGAUUAAGUCAGCCUACACAAAGGUGCUACAGUCCCCACUGGAGGACGAAAGCGACAUCGAGGACAAGUUGAAGUACUUCAACUACCAAAACGAGAUGCACAACAGCAGUACGACGAAUGUGGUCAAUAUGGCGGUUACCGCCACAGAAAAGCCUAGUGGAAUUUAUAGCAAUUACAAGACUAACGAAAUGAUUGUCUUCAACGAUAUUGAUGAAGAGCGACGACGUGUUCAACAGCAACAGCAGCAUCAACCUCAGCGUCAGGAUAGCGACCAUAAGCACAGCAAUGUCACCGGUGCUGGAUUGCACGUGUCGAUGGCCACCGUCGACGAUCUGGACGACGGGAUUAGUCUGCAUCGCCGUAACCAAAUGCUGCAGGAUAACAACGAUGCAGGAGCUGGAAGUGGUGGUUUUGGGGACGGACCGAACAGCAGUAACGAGACGACGCACAAAACAGCCUCAGGAGCUACGGCGGUGGCGUCCAAUUCAGGAUCGAAUAUUAUGGAAUACGAAGGAUCCCCCCGGCGGUUUGGAUUAAGUUUGAACGAGGACAGCUCGUCGUCGUCCUACUAUAUGUCGUCUAACUACAAGCUCAACCUGACUUCCCCAUCGCUACUGACACCGCCCCGUCCAGGCUUCCCACAGCGAGUUGUAUCAUCACAGCAGACGGCAAAUAGUACAAGUAAUACAAGUACUGCCACCACUACUCCCACUCCAAAUGGGCCUGGUUCCAGCAUAAGCAGCCACCACCAUCCGUACCAUCCAACCAGGUCUCCCACGUUACUGGAGCAGGUCAGUUCUGGACUGAACAGUUCGGUCACGUUCGAUGCCAAUGCUUUGCUCAGCGAAUUUGACGCCAAACGGGCUGCCGUCAGUGCGAUAAGCAUCAACAGUGGCAGUUCGCCUAAUACGGUGGAUUCGUCAUCACUGGAGAUGAACAAGCUCAACGUGAUACGAUUGGACAGCGAUUACCGGGGUGAAGAUACGGCGGAGGAAAUUCCCACCAAACGGUCCACGCCGGAAAUUAAACCCUCGCUGGGACUGAUUUCCACCACGGCUGACGAUAAUCCAACUUUUGGUGCUGGGUCCUUUACGACGCCCAUCACCGCCUCGUCGACGUUCGAUUAUCUGUACGAGUUUUCCGAGACGCGCAAGGUGCUGGAGGAGUUUUUCAAGUGUCCCACGACGGAGGAUGUGGAGAAGGCGUUCGAAAAGUUUAGCGACUACAACGAGAGCGGGGAUGAUGUCGAAAGUUUGGACAUCCAUUAUGACUACCCUAUCGAGAUGGGGGACAGCAAGGCACUGGAGACGACCUACAUCGGAUCUACCGUCGUCUCUGUUGAGCAGCAGAAACCAAUGACGUCGCUGACCACUGGCUCCGGCGGCAUAGCCAGACAGCAGGAUAUUAGCACUAAUGCAGCUCGUAAAUCGCCAAUCAAUAAUAAUAAUAGCGACGCCGAAGCAGAUGGCGAUGACGAUGAUGUUGCUGCAAAUGGUGAAGAGCUUGAGGAUGGCGAAGAAGACGGCGAAGAAGAUGACGAAGACGAGGACGACGAAGGCGAAGGGGGCGUCGGCAACAAUCUGAAGUAUAUGAUCAACGUAAAAAGUAAACCAAGAAUUAAAAACGGGUACACCAGCUUCCGGAAGAAGAAACAGGAAAAGAAGCUCGCUGGAAUGGGAUCGAAUGUUCUUUCCGGAAUUGUUACCGUUGGUGGCGGAAAUGACGAUGAUAAUGACGGAGAGGAUGAAGAAGAAAUAGAUAUUUAUAGUGCGAAUCAUCAUCUUCAUCACAGUUUCCACCACCACCAACAACAGCAACAGCAACAACGACUACAGCAACAAUCUCAGGAACACCACCAACAGCAGCAACAACAUCAGAAUCUGAGCAAUGUGCGGCAACAUGUGAUACUGCAACAGCACCAACAGCAACAGCAACCACAGCAGUACCAGGAACAUGAAAGGCAUUUUAGCCUGUACUUGGAUCCCGGAAGCCGUGCCAGCAGCUGUGAUGUGAUUAACGAAAGUAAUCUCGACUCGACGCAGUUCAUGGCGAACGGAAACGGGAAGAGGCUCCGAAGCAAUGGCAAUGCUGGUUCUGGCAAUGGCAAAAAGCCGCUGGCUCGGCGCCAAAGUAAAAACUUUAACUACUCCCCAGAUACGACCGAUUACGAGAGCAACUGCGGCGAUUAUGACAGUGAGAUUUCCCUGAAGUAUGGUAGCGAGUAUGGCGGCAUCAUGGUCAAUGGUGGUAGUGAAAUGAUGUGCGACGAUCUGAACAAUGGCGUCAUAAGCAGUGCCUCCACUGGGAUCAACUCUUCCACCACGAUGAUUGAUAAUGGAGUGAACAAUGCCACCAGUAGUGCGGUCGGAAGUGCAAGCAACUACACUCGCUACUACACCAGCAUGCCAGUUCUGGAGGAUGGCCUAUCUAGUGGUCACGUUUCCGAUACGGAAAACAAUAAUCCCGGCAUACUGCCAACACCGGAUUUGAUCAACAGCAGUCAUAAAUUGCAACAGGCUGCCAAUUCGUACAGUUUGUUGACGUCUCCUACGGGCCACGCGAUAAAACCGAUAAGCUCGUCUCCGGUGAUAGGAAACCAUAACAACAAUCUGGAUGGUCUGUACGGAAGCAACGGGUUCCGGAUGAAUGGGACGACGGGAGGGCUCAAUUCAAGCACACUGCAGAACAAUAAGAUUUUCAAAAACCGAGAUCCGGAGCUGGAAUCGUUGUAUACCAUCAAUACUAUACAAUCAACACCUCCACCGCCUGCACCGGCCCCUCACAGGAAGUCGUCUAUCGAUUGUGAUGCGCAAACUACUCUACAGCAGCUACACAAUCAGCAGCAGGCCAGUUCAGACGUCCAGGCGGCUCUGAAAGAUAUACGAACUUGCCUGCAGCGUAACAAAACUCUCGCAUCUCCGACACACCCCCAAUCGCUAUGUCCAUCAUCCCAGCAGCUACAGCAACAGCAAUCCCAUCAACAGUCGACCAUGAAAAACUACGAAAAGCAUUCCAUGUUAGCAUCGGAUAAGCUAGAGUCUCCUGUUCCCUCAAUAUCCCCAGUGUGGAUACCGCGCUCGAGGGAAAGCAAGUUAGUAGCCAUAUCGCCCACAACGGUGAUCAACCCUUCACCGGGAUUGUUACUACCGACUACUCCAACGGCAGGUGGACCUACCGAAAGAUCAACCAACUUGUCCACUGAGAAGGACUCUCUGCUGCAUGGAAACAACGCAAAGAAUUCAAGUGCUCUUGAUGACGAUGAAGAUCCAGAUACGGACUUGGAGACUGAUCGAUUGUUAGGUCAUCAAAGGUUGGAUGACCAGGGCUUCUACGACGAUAAUAGCAAGAGUUGGACAGACCGCAAAACUCGUUCUUUACUGCACAAACUAUCUCCUAAGCAACAGACUGGCCUCGUGGGAAGCAAUGGAGGAACUUCGCUCUACGGAAGCAAAGCUAGUAACCAGGGAUCCUUGUUGCGACAGGGCCUUUCGACGUUACUGUCGCCUGCCAGCGCAGUAACGGUUGCUCAACCGGCCAGCUCACUUCCAGAGAUUGUCACAUCCAGUAAGGCAUCGCCGGGACUCCUGGGCAGCAAUGUACAGAAUCAGAUCAGUAGUAGUAAUAAUAAUAAUAGUAGCAGUGUGAAUGGAAAUUUGAUCAACUUGAAUGGUCCGAAUGAUACCAGCGCAAUUUCUCCGGAUCACAGUCAUCAGACGUCCCCGAUUAAAAUUGAGAAUAAGGCAAUUGAGAGCGCUAGUCCGAAUGGAUCCAAUGACUCGAAGUCGGAUACGGACAAGAAGAAAAAGGGAAAGAAUAAGGAAGGUGAGUUUUUGAUCGAAGGAGUUCUCUUUCGGGCGCGAUACCUUGGAUCAACCCAAUUGGUGUGUGAAGGUCAGCCGACCAAAUCAACCCGCAUGAUGCAAGCAGAAGAAGCUGUAUCUCGGAUUAAGGCCUUGUCUCCAGAUGGAGAACCACAGCCCAGCACGGAAGUAGAUCUGUUCAUAUCGACCGAGAAAAUCAUGGUGCUAAAUACGGAUUUGAAGGAGAUCAUGAUGGAUCAUGCGCUGCGGACGAUUUCCUACAUUGCUGAUAUUGGCGAUCUGGUGGUGUUGAUGGCCCGAAGGCGAUUCGUGCCACAAGAUGUCGACUCGGGAGAUUCCGGUGGAAGUGGUGGUAACGCUAACGGAACGGCAAACCAACCAAAUCAGACAGGUUCCACUCCACCGCAGAAGACCGUUGGCAAUCCCAAGGGCAACCGCACUCCGAAGAUGAUUUGUCAUGUGUUUGAAAGCGAAGAAGCCCAGUUCAUAGCGCAGUCGAUUGGGCAGGCAUUCCAAGUGGCCUACAUGGAGUUUUUGAAAGCUAACGGAAUUGAGGAUCACAGUUUUAUGAAGGAAAUGGAUUACCAGGAAGUGCUCAACAGUCAGGAAAUUUUCGGCGAUGAGUUGGAGAUCUUUGCCAAAAAGGAACUGCAAAAGGAGGUGGUGGUUCCGAAGGCGAAGGGUGAGAUCCUGGGGGUGGUAAUCGUGGAGUCCGGUUGGGGCUCCAUGCUGCCUACGGUGGUGAUCGCUAAUCUGGCCUCAUCCGGUGCUGCAGCUCGAUGCGGUCAACUGAACAUCGGAGACCAAAUCAUUGCCAUCAACGGGCUGAGUUUGGUCGGUUUGCCGUUGUCUACCUGCCAAAGUUACAUCAAGAACACGAAAAAUCAAACCGUGGUCAAAUUUACUGUAGUUCCUUGCGCACCGGUAGUGGAGGUGAAGAUCAAACGGCCCAACACCAAGUACCAGCUGGGAUUCAGCGUGCAGAAUGGAGUGAUUUGCAGUUUACUUCGCGGAGGAAUUGCAGAACGAGGAGGUGUCCGAGUUGGACAUAGGAUCAUCGAGAUCAACAACCAAAGUGUAGUAGCUGUUCCGCAUGAAAAAAUUGUCAAUCUUUUGGCUACAUCAGUUGGAGAGAUCCUGAUGAAAACGAUGCCAACGUCCAUGUUCCGUCUACUUACCGGCCAGGAAAACCCGGUCUACAUUUAAGAAUAUCCGAAACCAAGCUUUUCAAUUUGUUCCAGCUUGAGUUAUCGUUUGUGCAACUAAACAUUACCCUUUCACUAAAGCUUUCACAAUACACCAUAGGUAAAGACGAAAAAACAGAACUAGAAAUCAACUACGUAUUUGGCACCUUUGCGAAAGCACAUCUCAUCCAGACUCAUCUUAUAACUUAAUGAAAAUCCACAGUGAGAAUCUAUCUAGACGAAAAAGACAUGUAUGCUCUGUGCUUGAAAUAUAUGAAAGAAAUGUGCAUAUAACUGAAUAGAAAACAAAAAACGAGAGGACAAUUGUAAUCGGAAUUUAUUCACGCCUUGGCCUUGCAGUUAUAAUUGAUAAAUAGAAAGAGAGAGAGGUGGAGAAAGUGAGACAGGCUCGAGUCACACUGAACACAAGGAAAAACUGCAUUUACUCAUGGAAAUAUCAUUGCCGAUGGGCAGCAGAUGCAUAAACCGAAGCGACCAGAACCAGAUAGUGGAUUGAAUGCGAAAUGUAUGUUUCCCAUGAAAGAUACAGCUUUCUGUAUUGAUAUCAGUAUAAAUAACGAACCAUUUCGUGGACGUAAGCGACAUAAGAUAGGACCGAUAUAUGUUGGCAGUGCAACAAUGACGCAAUGAACUACUAACCAAAGAGCGGACGAUUAAUGCAGACAUAUGAAAAAUCGAGCACGGAAAAUGAAAUAUAUUUUUUGAAAUUGUUUAACACUAAGCUUAAUACUUAGCAAAACAUCUGGCAUCAAAUUUAACAAGGAACACAGAAAGCGUAAAUUGUCACCGAACGAUACCGACGAACUAACGCAAAAAAAACUUUCACCCAAAGGGAUUCGUCUAGCUUUUCAAUACUAAUAGUCCGUCUAAGGCAAGGAAUUUAAAGACACA
Molecule: messenger RNA, 7967 nt
Organism: Aedes aegypti (yellow fever mosquito)
Lineage: Eukaryota; Metazoa; Arthropoda; Insecta; Diptera; Culicidae
Product: serine-rich adhesin for platelets
Exons: 11
Coding region: 1132-7077 (1981 amino acids)
Biological process (GO): chemical synaptic transmission
Cellular component (GO): plasma membrane; cytoplasm; dendritic spine
Molecular function (GO): protein binding
Source: RefSeq, a predicted model, not a curated record